Molecule: messenger RNA, 593 nt
Organism: Caenorhabditis angaria
Lineage: Eukaryota; Metazoa; Nematoda; Chromadorea; Rhabditida; Rhabditidae
Source: the annotation of a GenBank genome assembly
UUGGCCCCAGGACACUGGACAACGAAAGGUAAUUGUUUUGAUUUAUGUAUCAAAAUUUUUUAUCACGUAUUUCAGCUCAGAUGUCGAAAAUUGACAACAACUCAAAUGAAGAAUCAAACAACGUUUCCGCAACUCGUUGGAGAUUCAAAACCAAAUUAUGUAAUGCGAAUAGUUCACAUGGAAAAGAAUGUAUCAGUACUGAAAGAAGUCAAGCCUUUGGAACGAGAAUCGCCAAAGAAGAGUCAACACGUGGAAAAGAACAAAGCUCCGAGAUUGUGAACGGAUUGCAAGCAUUAUCAAUUUCUGAGAACACUUCAAAAAUAAAUGUUGGCAAAACUGAAGCAAGUUCGAGAAGACAAAACGAAGAUCACGCAGAAGACGGUUCAUCCGAGGAAAAAUCUAUAAAGAAGAAGAAAACUCUACGAACAUUCAAAGAUUUUCGACGCGCAUAUAAAAUAAAAGAAGAGAUCCCAUUUGGUACAUAUGGAUUCAAGGUAAGUGCUUUGUUUUAUAAAACAAAUUAAAAUUUGUUGAAAUGGCACAUAAACUUCUAUUUUCAGAUGAAUGCCACGAAAACUGAACAACCAAAAUGA